AAAACAUAUUGUAACUUACCACCAGGGCAGAGCAGGUGGUUUAAUCCGACGGCGAGAAGAUAGAAAAAAAAAGUGAAAAAGGUCGCAACUUGUUGUGUCUCUCUUUCUCCAACUACCCUUUCGAGCUUAGCUGUCCACUCUUCUCUCCCGAUGAAAUCUUCAUCUUUCGUAUCUCUCCUCCUUCUCAUGCCCUAAAUUUCAUCUCCUCUCUUGUAUUGAUUCUGUUAAAAAUCUCACCUUUCAAUUCAAAACCCCUUCCAUUUUUGUGAUUAAUAUGCCUACUUGGUGGGGAAGAAAGUCCUGCAAGAACAAGGACGAUAAUCACAGAGGAAUCAUCUCCACAGAUAGAGAUAUCAAGAGCUCUGCUGUUGUUGUUGAUCCUCCUCUCACUCCUACUCGUGGUGGUACACCUCGUUGCAGUCGUGAAUUCGCUGGAGCUUCUUCUGCUUUCUCUGGUUUUGACUCUGAUUCUACCGAGAAGAAAGGUCACCCUCUUCCUCGUCCUUUGCUCUCUCCUGUUUCGAUCCAUCAUCAAGAUCAUGUAAGCGGAUCCACUUCUGGAUCUACAUCUGUUUCUAGCGUUAGCUCAUCUGGAUCAGCUGAUGAUCAGAGUCAACUUGUUGCUUCUAGGGGUCGUGGUGAUGUGAAAUUCAAUGUAGCAGCAGCACCACGUAGUCCUGAGAGAGUUUCUCCAAAGGCAGCUACUAUUACUACUAGGCCCACGUCUCCACGGCAUCAGCGUUUGUCUGGAGUUGUGAGCUUAGAGUCUUCUACAGGGAGGAAUGAUGAUGGAAGGUCCUCCUCUGAGUGUCAUCCUUUGCCUCGACCACCUACUUCUCCUACAAGCCCUUCUGCUGUGCAUGGUUCCAGGAUUGGAGGAGGCUACGAGACCUCUCCUUCGGGGUUUUCCACGUGGAAAAAAGGGAAAUUUCUUGGGAGUGGCACCUUUGGUCAAGUCUAUCUUGGUUUCAACAGUGAGAAAGGGAAAAUGUGUGCUAUUAAAGAGGUCAAGGUCAUUUCUGACGAUCAAACAUCAAAAGAAUGUCUGAAGCAACUAAAUCAGGAGAUAAAUUUGCUUAACCAGCUUUGUCAUCCGAAUAUUGUCCAGUAUUACGGAAGUGAACUGAGUGAAGAAACCUUGUCCGUCUACUUGGAGUACGUGUCAGGUGGUUCAAUCCAUAAACUACUUAAGGAUUAUGGUUCUUUCACUGAACCCGUUAUCCAAAACUACACGCGGCAGAUUCUUGCUGGGCUUGCCUAUUUACAUGGACGAAAUACAGUACAUAGGGACAUCAAAGGAGCAAAUAUAUUAGUGGAUCCGAAUGGUGAAAUCAAGUUGGCAGACUUUGGGAUGGCCAAACAUGUAACAGCCUUUUCUACUAUGCUUUCUUUUAAAGGGAGUCCUUACUGGAUGGCACCCGAGGUUGUGAUGAGCCAAAAUGGCUACACUCAUGCAGUCGAUAUCUGGAGUUUGGGUUGUACUAUUCUGGAAAUGGCAACAUCAAAGCCACCUUGGAGCCAGUUUGAAGGGGUUGCUGCGAUUUUCAAAAUCGGAAACAGUAAAGACACCCCGGAAAUACCUGAUCACCUUUCAAAUGAUGCAAAGAAUUUUAUAAGGCUUUGUCUGCAACGAAAUCCGACAGUACGUCCUACAGCUUCUCAGCUUCUAGAACACCCUUUUCUACGUAACACAACAAGAGUGGCUAGUACUAGUUUGCCCAAAGACUUCCCCCCACGUUCCUAUGAUGGAAACUUCUCACUGCCUACAAGGGAACCCUAUCCAGGGAGACUGAGCCAUGAUAAUUAUGCAAAACAGCCAUUGUCUAGAACUAUAAAGAGCCCGAGGUAAAAGUGUUGUAGCUCAAUCUAUUUGAUACUUGGUCGUGUCAAGUGUCAACUAAUUUCGUAUUUGGUUCUUGCAGCAGAGAAAACGUAAGAGCUAUCACAUCCUUACCAGUAUCUCCAUGUUCAAGCCCUUUACGCCAACUUGGGCCAGCAUACAAAAGUUGUUUCCUGUCACCUCCUCACCCGUCUUACGCAUUUCCUGGGCAAGACAGUGGGUACAACCUAGCAGAGUUUGCUGCAAGCCCUUUCAGGAUGAAGAAAGACGCAAUGAUGGAACCAUCUAGUUUCAGGACUCAAACACCGAAUUCACCAUUGAGAUCAAGACUGGUGUAGAAAUGGAGCAAAGAUUGAGAGACUGAAAGCCACAUACUAUAAACAAGGCCCAAUGACCAUGUAUAAAACAGUGUCUACCCCUAGUUUUGGCCUUCUCCUUCUCAACACCCAGGGAAAUAUGAAGUUAUGAGACCUUAGUUGUGUGUGUGUGGAGCAUCUCCUAGAAGUGGAGAUUUUUGGAACAAGAAGGAGAAAUUUGGGGGGAAAACAGAAAGAUGUAAAGAGAAACAUGAAAAUGAAUACAAAGUUUAUAGAGUGUGAGAAGUAUAGAUAGUAAGUUGUGUUGUCACACAAAGAUAAUAUUCAACCAUUUGUUUUCAACCUACAGUGUGAAUAUACUUUUCAGAAAGUAAAUUAGUUACUCAUGUUUGUUUUCCUUUAGAUAUUUGACAUUAGUUGAGGAGAUGGUCGAAUUUUCAAGUUUCCCACUAAGAAAAAGAUAGGAAGAUUGUCUCUCUCUCACGCUGAGUCAUUGUUUGAU
Arabidopsis thaliana (thale cress) is the source of this 2659-nucleotide messenger RNA. RefSeq names its product mitogen-activated protein kinase kinase kinase 3 (gene MAP3KA). Lineage: Eukaryota; Viridiplantae; Streptophyta; Magnoliopsida; Brassicales; Brassicaceae. The coding region runs from base 275 to 1849 and encodes 524 amino acids. Gene Ontology annotation, molecular function: ATP binding; MAP kinase kinase kinase activity; protein serine kinase activity. The transcript has 10 exons. The record is from RefSeq and is marked reviewed.